Arctia plantaginis is the source of this 3291-nucleotide messenger RNA. The record is from the annotation of a GenBank genome assembly. NCBI's taxonomy places the organism in Eukaryota, Metazoa, Arthropoda, Insecta, Lepidoptera, Erebidae.
AUGGCGCAAAUCUCAGAAUCGUAUGAAUGGAUACCUAGACAUAUAUGCAAAAUAACCGGAGUGACAUGCAGUUGCGAAGCUCGCGACAUCUUCUGGUGUCAGCAUGUCGUGGCGCUGGCGUUAUAUCGUAUCAGAAAUGCCGACUCCGUCAGGCUCAGGGUGCCUAUAUCAGAAACUUUACUGCAAAUGGACCGACAGCAGUUACAGAAGUUCGUUCAGUAUCUGAUAGCAGAACACCACACAGAAGUGCUGCCAACAGCGCAGCGGCUCGCCGACGAGGUCCUACAGGCCAGAUCGGCGAUCAACAGGAUCUGUGGAGCUCCAGACCCUACCGCUGGGCCUCCACCGGAUGCUCAUCACGCAUGGCACUUGGAUGAGCAGCAGGUCUGCGAACAAGUGCGAGCUUAUUUGUUACAGGGGACAUACUACAAUGCUAAUAAACAACUCAACUCAUUAUUUUCUAAGGUUAGAGAAAUGCUCCGAGCUCAAGAUUCCAAUGGCCCACGAAUGCUGAUGCUGAUGACUGAACAGUUCCUAUCGGAUCCUCGACUACUUCUAUGGAGGAACCAGAACACUCCUAUGACAGAGAAGUGUAGGCAGCUUUGGGAACAAUUAGGGGCGUUAUGGGUCAGUAUAGUGCUGGACCCUGGCAGCAAUAAACAUCAUAGGAUACAAUGGAGACAUUUAUUAGAAAAAUGGUCAGCGGUUGAAGUUUGUCCUACUGAAGAUCCUGACCACAGAUCAUUUCCAUUGUACGCGAGAGAAAGGGAAAGAAACGAAAGAGAUCGUGACAGAGAUCACAGAGACAGGGACAGAGAAAGACACCGUGACCGCGACGAGCGGGACAGAGAAAGACUGCGCGAACGGGAGGAGAGAGACAGAGAAAGACAUAGAGAACGACAGAGAAGAGAAUUACAUUCCCAUUCGGAGAGUUCUGAUGAAGAAUCUAGGCCUAAUAAUUAUGAACGUGAAUAUAGAAGAGCGAGUAAGAGAUUAAGACUACACAACCAAAGAUCCGCGCCCCCACUCACACCACGAACUGUCUUCCAUAAGGCGCUGGAUGCUGUCGACAUAUCAUGGGAGAAUGAGCAUCUGAAGAAUAUCCUAGGUAGCGAUGAAUACUGCGACCCCGACAAGCCGGAGAAACCCGGCAGUUCGACUAGCACCACGCUACAGCCUUACCCCAAGUUUAACGACCUUGGACAGCCCUUAUGGCAUGAGCACCUGCCUGUGGUGGGCGCUCGGAUCGAGGCGCUGCGCGCGCACGGCCGCGCCCCCGCCGCGCUCCGCCUCGCCGUCAGCGCCGCCAGGGCCAUGCGACAUCGACAGGAGGUGUCGCAGGCGCGCUGGGCGGAGGCGGGCGGUGGCGAGGCGUCGGGCUCGUCGGGCGAGUGCGGCGGAGCGGACGCGUGCGCGGGCGCGUGCACGGACCGCGCGCGCGUGGCGCAAGUCACGGCGCACAUGGACUUCGGCGCCUGCCUCGGCUCCAGCGCCACAUGCGCGCUCUCGCACUCGCACCGCUGCAUCGGCAGAGACAGCAGAUGUUGGACGGGCUGGCCCCUAGAAGCGAUCUGGUGUGUCUACGAGUGUCUUGCGGACGCUUGUCUGGCACCGGACGACCAACGCGCAUCACCAAGACUUCACACAGCAUACUUAGACGAGGAGCCUAAUACAGGCCUACCGCCUAGGUACCAACAUGUCCCAGUAGCAGGAAGUAAAAAUCCUGAAGAAACUUACCUGGCACUAGCGUUGGAGGCCGCGCUCCUCGGUCUGGGUGUAGCGAGGACGUUACCUAGAGGCCUAUAUGCUCAGGAACGACAUUGUAAACAGGAGGAGCGACUGAUCGCUCAGCUGCAGAGGGUGGAGGGCGAGGCGGCGGCGGGCGUGUGUGCGCGUGCGGCUAGCGCGCUGCUGGCGGGCGGGCCUGCCUCGUGCCUCGGCGCGCACGCGCACCCGCGCGCCGCGCCCGCGCACACCUUCGCGCGCUUCCUGUUCCUCGCGCUGCUGCCCGCGCACCCCGACCUGGCCUACCGAGUCGGACUUCGGGCUAUGAGACUGCCGAUGGUAGAAGAAGCAUAUGCGCUAGACGGCGCGGGUGGGGCCGCCGGGGCGGGCGCGGCCGGCGCCUGGCACACGCUGCAGCACGCCGAGCAGCAGCAAGCUGCACUCGCUAGUGCGCUGUUAGGCGCGGCCCGCGGCAACCCGGGGCGGUUGCGGCUGGCGCUGGGCGCGGCGCAGCGCCACGUGCGGUCGGCGGCGCAGCUGUUCCGCCUGGCGCAGGACGCGCUGCGCCACGCCGCGCCGCCCGCCGCGCCGCACCACCACCGCGACCUGCUCGCCGCCGCCUUCGAGCUCGGCCUGCAGGUUCUGAGAAUGACGCUGUCGUCAGUGAACUGGCGACGGAGAGAGAUGGUCCGUUGGCUCGUGACGUGUGCCACUGAGUUGGGCCUUGAUGCGCUGCUCUCCAUCAUGCAAAACUGGUACGAGUUGUUCACGCCAACAGAGGCGACAGGACCGGUAGCGGCGGCGGCCAUGUCUCAUCAGACCGCGUUGCGGCUGGGACUCAGCUUCGACCAACAGGAGAAGCUCAGUGCUUGCGCUAGAACACUCGCGUUGCAAUGUGCAGCCAAGGACCCACCGGGGUGCGCGCUGAGCGCGCUGUCGGUGUGCGAGGGCUCGGCGGGCGCGUUCGAGGCGGCGUGCGCGGCCGUGGGCGGCGCUGCUGCUCGGGGCGCGCUGGCGUCCAGCCAGCUCUUCGCCGUGGCGCGCUACAUGGAGCAGCGCGGCCAGCCCGCGCGCGCCAUGCGCCUCGCCACGCUCGCCAUGCGCAACCUGCACUUACACUACAACCAGGACAGCCACCCGGCGAUCGCAGACAUCCACUGGGCGGUGGCGCUGGCGCACUCACUGGGCCGCGCCGAGCUGCAGGCGAUGUUGCCGCUGCUCGUUAAAAACGUGCAGUGCGCGCCUGUACUUUCGGACGUGCUGCGGCGCUGCUGCGUGGCGGCGGCGGGCUGCUCGCGGUCGCGCGGCGCGCCGCGGCCGCCCACGCCGCUGCGGCCGCUGCUGGAGGCCGCGCUGCGCGCCUACGCCUCCACCACGCACGCGCGCCUCGCGCACAUCUCGCCCAGGCACUAUGCGGACUUCGUCGACUUCCUCGGCAAAGCCCGCGACACUUUCGCGCUAGCGCCCGACGGCCCCCACCAAUUCGCGGCGCUACUCCAAGAAAUCAAACUCAAAUAUAAAGGCAAAAAGAAACUCAUGUUCCUUGUCAAAGAGAGAUUCGGAUGA